AUGAGUAACCGCCAUCUGCCGGCUGGGCAGAAUAUACAGGGAGGGUCUGGCGUCCUAGGUGCCGACAUGGUCGGUCCCGGAGGGCCUCGUCGGAGGCAGCCUCCUCCUCCCUUUGUUCCCCAGUCCCAGUACCAGCAGCAACAUCAGCAACAUCAUCACCAUCAAGCCGUAAACCACAUGUAUAACAACAACUACAUGAACUAUGGACAGCAGCAGUAUUAUGGAUACCCGCCGCAGUAUCAGACAGGUCACUACCACAACGCUCAGUACCACAACGCGCAGUAUCAAGGUGGACAAUACCAAGCUGCACAGUUCCAGAAUGGCCAGUAUCAAAACGCACAGUACCACAACGCCGGAAUGCCUUCACCCGGUGCUUAUAUGGGUUACCAGCAGCACUACGGACGAUCGCCGCCCGUUCACCAGUUUGUCCCCAUGUCUGGUGUGAGCGUACCCCCGAGCUUCCCAACCCGCCCAGCUCAGCAACAAUCUCCUGCUCUGCCGACUCCAUAUCAGCCUCCUGCUCCAGCCUCACUUCCACCCCAGACUCCUACUUCAACCCACUCGUCGCAGAUAAUUCCUACUCCAACUCCCCCGGUCACGCAGGAGACUGAGCCAGCACCCCCCGCUCCUCCUGUUGCCCCCGCUGAGCCCCCACGACAACCUUCACCUGUUCCUGCCCCUGCUCCUGCUACUGUUCCUAUUCAUGUUCAUGUUCAUGUCCCUGUUCCACAGGAGCCAUUCCGUGCACCUCUACCAUGGUACUCUCACCCGGACGAAAAGUUCCCUGUUCGAACUAAAAAGCCGGGACGAUGGAGGAGGCGUCUCAAUGCGGACAGUGCAAAUGUUUCCCUGCCGGCUAUUGAUCAACAUAACGUUGUUGCAGAGCAGGCCAGUGUUCCCGAAGCCAGCUCUACCGAACCUUCUGUCUCGGCCCUUACACCCGCGACAUCAACAGCUCCAUCCGAGGCUGCGGCAACUCCUCGCCAGUCCUCCGAGACUCCUGCUUCUGUCCAGCAACGAUCACGCGCCAACACCGCCACCAGCGCUACCUCAACUUCGACGAACCGUCCUGCCACACGCUCCUCCGCUACUCCCGCCCCUGCUCUUCCGUCGCUUCCCAAGGCGAACACUAAGGAUGCUAAGCCUGCACGUGCUGAAAAGCCGGUAAACGGCGACGUAGCUACCGAAAGUGCCCCUGAGCAGGAGGUCACCACUGAAGAUCCCGAGAAGCCUGCGGAGUCUGAAUCAACCGCUACUGAGCCAGCUCCUGCUGUCAAAGCUCCACCUUCUAGUUGGGCGAAGCUUUUCUCGAAGCCCGCUUCUGCAGCUGCUGGAAAGACUGAGGGGUCUAAUGGUGCCGUUCCCGUCGACACUGUUGCUAAUGGCCAUGCCACCGAAAGUCCCACUGGAACCCCUAAUGGAGCUGCCCCAAGCUUCUCGAAAGUUAACGCCAACUCCGUUGCGGAGGCUAUUCACACGUUCCAUGUUGGUCUCGCGGAUCAAGUUGCGUUCCUCGAGCCCCGCGGUCUGAUCAACACCGGGAACAUGUGUUACAUGAACUCUGUUUUGCAAGUUUUGAUGUUUUGUUUGCCAUUUUAUGAUUUCCUCAACCAGAUCAGCAAGCGUGCUGUUCAUAGCUUCAAGAGCGAUACUCCUCUUAUUGAUGCAAUGAUCAUGUUUAUGCAUGAGUUCAAGACCAUCAAGUCUGCUGCUGGUGUUGAACCUCUACGCUUGGCGCUGAAGAACGAGGAGCUUGAGCGUUACGGAGAGCCUUUCACUCCCGAAUUCGUCUACGAAGCCAUAAGGCAGCUUCCACGAUUCGCUAGCAUGAGGCGGGGUCACCAGCAAGAUGCCGAGGAAUUCCUUGGCUUCCUACUGCAGUCUCUUGAUGACGAGUGCACUACAGUCCUCAAGAACUUUACUCCCGACGAAGCGGAGCACCAACCCAGUGCUGGUUCUGAUGCUGGUGGUGCUGACGACUGGUUGGAAGUCGGCAGAAAGCAAAAGUCUGCUGUUUCUCGGUCCUCCGGAUCUAACUCAUCCAGCCCUAUUUCCAGAAUUUUUGGUGGUUUAUUGCGAUCUGAGUUCCGUGUCCCUGGCUUGAAGGACUCCAUCACUACUGAGCCUUAUCAGCCCCUUCAGCUAGACAUCGGAUCCUCUGAUGUGCGCAAUGUUGUUGAUGCGCUCCGAGGUCUUACUCGACCUGAGCGUCUUCAGGGAGAUUUCAACUCUCCUCGUGGCAAGGAGGUCACGGCUACCAAGCAGGUUUUCAUUGAGUCGCUUCCUCCCGUCCUCAUCCUACAUCUCAAGCGCUUCCAGUUCGACGCAGAGGGCAACGGAACUGUCAAGAUUUGGAAGAAGAUCGGUUAUCCGUUGGAGCUUGAGAUUCCCCGCGAAGCCUUGUCUCGGCAGAAACGUCAGACUUUGGGUGAAGAGGGAAUGCCCAAGUACAAGUUGAUUAGCGUGGUGUACCAUCAUGGUAAGAACGCUAGUGGCGGACAUUACACUGUCGAUGUGCGACGACAGGAAGGGCGCGAGUGGAUUCGUAUUGAUGAUACUGCCAUCCGCCGAGUUCGAAGUGAGGAUGUCGCUGAGGGCGGCGAAGAGGAGGAAGUAAAGGAUACUCGUAAGGAUGGCCCUUCAUCGGGCAACCGGUUCGGUACUGUUCUGGACGAAGACGCUGGAGAUGAUGACGGAUGGAGCAAGGUCACUAGCCCUGCUGGAGGAGCAAAGAAAUGGAGCAGCGUUGCCAACGGCACCAACGGCGCUCCCAAGGCCGCCAAACCGAUCAAGGAUAACAUCAAGGACAACAAGGUUGCCUACCUGCUCUUCUACCAACGAGUAUAA
Fusarium pseudograminearum CS3096 is the source of this 2847-nucleotide messenger RNA. RefSeq lists its product as uncharacterized. Gene Ontology annotation, cellular component: nucleus; cytosol. Gene Ontology annotation, molecular function: cysteine-type deubiquitinase activity; cysteine-type endopeptidase activity. Bases 1 to 2847 code for a protein of 948 amino acids. Gene Ontology annotation, biological process: protein deubiquitination. The transcript is spliced from 5 exons. NCBI's taxonomy places the organism in Eukaryota, Fungi, Ascomycota, Sordariomycetes, Hypocreales, Nectriaceae. The record is from RefSeq and is a predicted model, not a curated record.